Messenger RNA from Gracilinanus agilis (Agile Gracile Mouse Opossum), 2286 nucleotides. RefSeq names its product aldehyde dehydrogenase 8 family member A1 (gene ALDH8A1). Bases 24 to 1487 code for a protein of 487 amino acids. The record is from RefSeq and is a predicted model, not a curated record. Gene Ontology annotation, biological process: retinoic acid metabolic process. Gene Ontology annotation, molecular function: retinal dehydrogenase (NAD+) activity. The transcript has 7 exons. NCBI's taxonomy places the organism in Eukaryota, Metazoa, Chordata, Mammalia, Didelphimorphia, Didelphidae.
GUGAAAGCAGAAAGUUGAUUAAAAUGGCAGGACAGAAGCCCCUUUUGGAGUUGGAAAACUUUAUUGCUGGUAAAUUCAUUCCCUGUAAUUCACAUAUAGAUUCCUAUGACCCAUCUACAGGGGAGGUAUAUUGCAAAGUUCCAGACAGUGGCAAAGAAGAGAUAGAAGCGGCAGUCAUGGCUGCUAGAGAAGCCUUUCCCCAUUGGUCAUCCAUGAGUCCCCAGGAUCGCUCUCAUAUCAUGAAUAAGUUAGCAGAUCUUCUGGAACAAUCCCUGGAGGAUUUUGCCCAAGCUGAAUCAAAAGACCAAGGGAAAACAAUCACGUUUGCCAGAACUGUGGACAUCCCUCGGGCUGUGUACAAUUUCCGAUUCUUCGCCUCCUCGGUCCUUCACCACACCACAGAUGCCACUCAGAUGGAUUCAAUGGACUGCAUGCACUAUACUGUGAGAAGUCCUGUUGGAAUUGCUGGUUUGAUAAGUCCUUGGAAUUUGCCUCUUUAUUUGCUGACCUGGAAGAUUGCUCCAGCUAUUGCUGCUGGAAAUACAGUGAUUGCGAAGCCCAGUGAGAUGACAUCAGUGACUGCAUGGAUGCUGUGCAAACUUUUAGAUGAAGCAGGGGUCCCACCAGGCGUGGUGAAUAUAGUGUUUGGAACUGGACCCAAAGUAGGAGAGGCGCUGGUGUCCCAUCCCGAAGUGCCACUGAUCUCAUUUACUGGGAGCACCUUGACGGCAGAGCGCAUCAUGCUGAAGAGCGCCCCCCACUGCAAGAAACUCUCUCUGGAGCUUGGGGGCAAGAAUCCUGCCAUCAUUUUUGAUGAUGCCAACCUGAGGGAAUGUAUCCCUACUACUGUUAGGUCCAGCUUUGCUAACCAGGGUGAAAUCUGCCUCUGUACCAGUAGAAUCUUUGUCCAAAGGAGCAUUUAUGAGGAAUUUUUAGCAAGAUUUGUGGAAGCCAUAAAAAAGUGGAAAGUUGGUCCUCCUUCUGAUGCUACAAGCAGCAUGGGAGCCCUGAUUAGCAAGACCCAUUUAGAGAAAGUUAGAAAUUACAUAAAGAAGGCUUAUGUUGAUGGGGCAAGAAUUCUGUGUGGAGAGGGUGUGGAUAAUUUGGAUCUCCCACCCAGAAACAAAGGGGGCUAUUUCAUGCUUCCCACUGUGAUCACUGACAUUAAGGAUGAAUCUUGUUGCAUGAAGGAAGAGAUAUUUGGCCCUGUUGCUUGUGUUGUUCCUUUUGAUACCGAAGAGGAAGUGAUUGAAAGAGCUAAUAAUGUGAAGUAUGGCCUCGCAGCAACUGUGUGGUCUAACAAUGUUGGAAGAGUCUGGCGAGUAUCUAAGAGAUUGCAGUCAGGAUUGGUCUGGAGUAACUGCUGGCUCAUCAGGGACCUGAACCUUCCUUUUGGUGGAAUGAAAGCUUCAGGAAUUGGUAGAGAGGGAGCAAAGGACUCAUAUGAUUUCUUUACUGAAGUGAAAACAAUUACUGUUAAAUAUUGAUUUUUACUUAUGAAAAAAUUAUGAUGAAUGUCUUUUAAUAGUGUGAUUAGCAUAUAGUUGUGAAUAGAAAUAAUAAAAUGAAUGAGGAUUAAGAAAGUUACAGAAAGUAAAUGGACGAUUUUGAUUUAUUAAAAUUAUACAUCUGUUGCACAAACAAAACCAAUGCAGCUAAAAUUAAAAAGGAAGCAGGUAAAUGGGUGGGGAGAAUUUUUGCAUUGAGUAUCUCUGACAAAGGUGUCAUUUUUAAGAUAUAUAGGGAAUUGAUUCAAAUUUAUUAGAAGGAAGGCCAUUAUCCAAUUGAUAAGUAGUUAGAGGACAUGAACAGGUUCUUUUAAGAAGAAGAAAUUCAAUCUACCAAUAGUAAUAUGAAAAGACUGUCCACAUCAUUAAUAAGAUGUUUUGAAGAUUUGCCUCAUAUUCAUCAGAUUUGCAGAGUUGACACAAAAAAGGAAAAUGAUGAAUGUUGGAAUUUGGGAAGAUAGGUCCAUUAAUGCCCUGCUGGUAGAGCCGUGAAUUGGUCAAGUCAUAUUAGAAAGCAAUUUGGAACAAUGCUGUGAAAGUUAAACUAAGCUGUAACUUUGAUCAUGAUGAAGUCUAAAAUCCAAAGAGUCCAAAAUAAAAAAGAAUCUAUACGUACAAAAAUUCUUAAGGAAACUAAGGGAAUGGCUAAACAAAUUAUGGCUUAGGAAUGUAAUGGAAUACUUUUGUGUUUUAACAAAUGAUAAAGAAGAUAUGUAUGAACUAACCAAAACACUCUGCAAUAACAAUAUUAAAAAAUAUAAGACAAAAAACUCUAAAA